Messenger RNA from Clupea harengus (Atlantic herring), 3961 nucleotides. It is a transcript of the gene elavl1a, whose product is annotated as ELAV like RNA binding protein 1a. NCBI's taxonomy places the organism in Eukaryota, Metazoa, Chordata, Actinopteri, Clupeiformes, Clupeidae. Gene Ontology annotation, cellular component: ribonucleoprotein complex. The record is from RefSeq and is a predicted model, not a curated record. Gene Ontology annotation, molecular function: RNA binding.
GCAUCCUAGCAUGUCGGGCAUCGUGGUAUUGGUAAUUGACAAGGAAGUGGUCGAAUAACCUGCUGAAGUAGGCGGGAUAAAGUUAACCUCGCUUUUUUUUGCUAAUGGUCUUGUGGCGUGUUUGUGUCACGAGAAGUCAACGUCAAUAUCUGCUUUCGUUCAUUCGUAGGGUAGCUGUAGAAACGACAGUGAAUCGACGAAACAGAAAAGUUGAUUCGGGAUCUGUGAAGUCUCUUCAUGGCAGUCAGAAGGGGACACAUUAGAUACUUAAAAGAGGUGCAUGACAUGUCUAACGGUUACGAAGAUCACAUGGCUGAUGACAAAGAUGCCAGAACAAACCUUAUUGUCAAUUACCUGCCCCAGAACAUGACCCAAGAUGAAUUGCGCAGUCUCUUCAGCAGUAUUGGGGAGGUAGAGUCUGCUAAGCUCAUCCGUGAUAAAGUGGCAGGCCACAGUUUAGGGUACGGAUUUGUUAACUAUCUUAACCCUAGUGAUGCAGAAAGGGCAAUCAAUACACUCAAUGGGCUGAGACUACAGUCUAAAACUAUCAAGGUGUCUUAUGCCAGACCCAGCUCAGACACUAUAAAGGAUGCCAACCUGUACAUUAGUGGGCUGCCCAAAACCAUGACGCAGAAAGAUGUGGAAGACAUGUUUGCACGCUAUGGUCGAAUCAUUAACUCGCGUGUCCUGGUAGACCAGGGAACAGGUAUGUCACGGGGUGUGGCGUUCAUUCGCUUUGAUAAGAGGGCAGAGGCUGAAGAUGCAAUUAAGGACUUGAAUGGGCAGAAACCACCUGGUGCCACAGAGCCCAUCACAGUGAAGUUCGCCGCAAACCCCAACCAGGCGAAGAACUCCCAGAUCAUCUCGCAGAUCUACCACGCACAGUCCCGGCGCUUUGGAGGGCCUGUACACCACCAGGCCCAGAGGUUCAGGUUCUCCCCCAUGAGUGUGGACCACAUGAGCAGUAUCUCUGGCGUGAAUGUCCCAGGGAACUCCACCUCGGGCUGGUGCAUCUUCAUCUACAACCUGGGCCAGGACGCAGACGAGGGCAUUCUGUGGCAGAUGUUCGGUCCAUUUGGAGCGGUCACCAACGUCAAAGUCAUCCGAGACUUCAACACCAAUAAAUGCAAAGGGUUUGGCUUUGUGACCAUGACAAACUACGAAGAGGCAGCAAUGGCCAUUGCUAGCCUCAACGGUUAUCGCCUUGGGGACAAAAUCUUACAGGUGUCUUUUAAAACCAACAAGUCUCACAAGUAAACAUAAGACCCAAAUGAAGGAGAGAUAUCAAGUUUUUCUGCAGAAAAAAAAGAGGUUGGCACUGUUUAAAUGCUAAUCAUUUUUUUUUUUUAGUGUAAUCCACUCCGUGCAUUUUCAAGUUUUACAAUAUUCGUAGAUGUCUAAUGGAAAGUAGAUACUUUUCAAUAUGUUGGAUGAUGCGACAAAUGUUUUAAGUGUGUUCUGCAUCUCUGAAAUGAUAUAGACCAACUCCAUACUUCGAAAAAAAAUUGUAGUAUCUGUGUGAUAAUGUCACAAUGUGCCAUAUGUGUGGAGAAAAACUAAAGGCAUGCUGUCUUUGAGACUCUGAUCUACUGUCCCAUAGCACUAUGGUGGUUCAUGAGUCCAAGAUAGUUUGGAAGCAAGAUGCCUUAAUCUUAUGAUUUCCCCCCAGUCCCUCCCCACCUCUGUCACACAUUCAGAGAAGUCGUCACUUGUUGGUCUGUAUAAUUGCAUGACUAUCAGUCACUGAGCAACACCAUAGGCAAUGAGCUCUCAGAGAAGCAUCAGAGUUUUAAGUACAGCUUUCUUGGCACUUGAUUUCAAAAGAAGAAAGAAAAAAAAGUUGCAUGGUCAAUAUGAGGGGUGUGAUGCUAUUGCGUUCUUACGAGUAAAGCAUUGAGGGGAUUUUUUUUUUUAACUUGUAAUUUUAUGAAAGGGACCCUGAGAAAAGACUCAAAGGACCAAAGAAAUCGAUUGAAGGUGUCAUUUCCCUCUCACAAAAAAAACAAGUGGGGCAUGAAAACAAGUGGGGAUUUGGAGCAAAUCCUCCCUCCCUACCUCCCUGAAUUGGAAUAUCUGGAUACAAGGUACUAAAUAUCUAUGUUUAAAAAUCUCAUUUGAAGCAUUGCUGUUCUUAUGUGAAAUGUUUGCUUUAUGUCUGAUUAGGAUUUUCUUUAAUUUUUUUUGCCUGAGGGGAAGUCAAAUUAGCUUUUUUUCUCUGAAGUUUAGCUAUGAAAUAUGAAAGAGGCUGUUUAAUUUUUUUCUACAUACUAAUCCCUGAAGCUUCUGAAGACUGCCUUGUGAUUUUAUUGAUUUUGUUUUUCCUCCUUUUGUUUUUUCUUUUGCUUUUGUGGUUUCCUUUGUUUUCAUUGUUUCACUUGGCAUUUGCUAUCAUUAAAUUUUAUUUCGUUUUGGUGACCUUUUUUUGUUUUGUUUCUUUUUUUAAUUUUAAAACAUUUUACAGUUUUGAUUUCACCCAUCCAUUUUGGUUGGUCAGUGUCGUUUGGUCAGAGGUUAUAGCGUCAUGCCAUGUCAAGCGGUGUCCCAGUCAGCAAAGACUCGGGUAAACUUGCUCCAGCCUUGGAUUGUUCUUUUCUCUCAGUGUGAGAUUUUUGACAGCACAGAUUUGAUAUAAUACUUGAUGGUAGACCAAAUGGAGUUUAGAAUUGACAAUAUACCAGCUCACUGGAUGUCUUGGAGCAGGCGCUGAUCUCAAAAUAUGUCAAUUCAUCUUUUAAAGCUGAUUCUGAUUACUGGAUAUUCUGACAUCUGUCAGGAGUAUAUAAUUAAAGUGUUUUGUGCCAUCUUGGAGCGGGCAGUUGUCAUACUGAUUGUUUCUGAAAGUCAGAGCACUCAACUUGAACAUAGUAAGAAUGGAUUUUAAUGAUCACAAUCCUCAGGUUUGUUGUUUUAUUGUGAAAGAUGGUCUGAGAACACCUAUGGCCCUAUUUUGACUGCCUGUCCUGCUGAUUUAAGUUAAUUCUCUUUGGAACGACGCACCGCUCCUGGCAUUCAUUUGAGUGAGGUGCAAGCAGAAAUAAAAGGGAGGAGCCUAGCGCUUGAAGUUAAAAAUAGUUUAACCAAACAUGCUCUAGCACAGAAGAGGACUCAUUACAAGCUGUGCCAUUUGGAAUUAGAUGGUAUACACUUCCGGUCUCCAAAGUGGGCGUGGUGGCCUCUGGAUAGAUGACUUUGAGUUAUGCUGUUAUCAGUAGAGGUAAAUGGCCUUACAAGUACAUUUUUGGAAUGUAUACGUGCAUCUAGGUUACAUUUCCAUUAUGUAUUAAUAUUUUCUAUUUGUUAACAUUACAUAUUUACACAGCUAACAGCCAUAUUUAGAAUUACGGUAAUUGUUAUAGAGCAUCCAGACUUGGACGUUUGGUUUUGAACAAGAUAACGUGUCAGGAAAAAUAUAACGUUAAUCCGAAAUCCAAAUGGGAAAACGGCACACAUUAAGAAUAGUUUUGGCAGCAUUAUUGUAUUGUAUGAAAUGUCUUUCUGUGUAUUUUAAACACUAAACAUAACGGCUGCAGUACAAAUGUAAUAUUUGCCAUUUAUUUUACAGCUUUUUUUAAUUGUUAAGCUUAAUAUCUGAACCGUCUCUGGUUUAGCUCUGUACCAACGGUCACCAACAUAGAGAAGAGAUACAAUGUCUGUGUUGCCAGCGUGUUUGCUGACUCACAGAUGGGUCUCGAACAAAGUUAAUUUUCUCCUGAUUUGUCUGUCUGAAAAAUGCCAUUUUAGUGUCAAUGUUAGGAAGAUAUGUGGCUUGUGGAAAAUGUAAUAUUUAUUAUGGGGCGAAAUAAUCGGUGGUAAUUUGUGCUCACCUUCACUUCUCCCAUUAGACUAGAGUGAAAAGACACAGGACUUGCCGCUUGUCUGCUAAAGGGGCGGGGCAGUGCAGUGUCGAACCCAUGUGACCUAUACAGGAAAUGACUAAAAUUGACCAUCUCGGUUUCUGAAA